UGGGAUGCUUUCUCUCUCUCUCUCGCACAUAUAUAGUGUAGUAUAGAUGUAAGCACACACACAGAGGAACAAAUGAAGCUAAUAAAUCGAACGUAUUGGGGGCACCAUUGAUUAUCAUACUUUAGUGGGGCUAAAUUCAAAAUAUAUUUUCUUUGAAAAGAUCCGAAUUCUCAGUGGACAGCCAAUUCACACCUACUCUGGAUCCAUUAUGCAUGUAUUUACCAUAUCUGCUUAUAUAAACUCAAUUCACCACCCUCCAUGUUUUGAAAUUUGAAUCCCUCUGCGUUUGCAUUUUCUGUGUCUCUCUCUCGAAUCUUUUUCACAGAUUCACACAACUCUUGGCUCUUUAUUGGAGCUCAAUUUCUCUGUUUUGUUGAUGGUCAUCUAAGCGAUACAAGAAAAAUAACAAGUUUCUCGGAAUCCUCGCUUGGUGAAAGAUGGUUGCCUUCGGCAAAAAGUUGAAGGAAAGACAAAUUCAAGAAUGGCAAGGAUACUACAUCAACUACAAAUUAAUGAAGAAGAAAGUAAAACAAUAUGCUCACCAAAUUGAAAUUGGAGCAUUAGACCACCGACAUGUUCUCAAGGAUUUCUCUAGAAUGCUGGAUAGCCAGAUUGAAAAGACUGUCCUUUUCCUGUUGGAACAACAAGGGCUACUGGCAAGCAGGAUAGCCAAGCUUGGAGAACAGCAGGAUUCCGUUCAACAGGAGCCGGAUAUAUCCAGAUUAUCUGAAAUACGAGAAGCUUAUAGAGAAGUGGGGCGAGACCUUUUAAAGCUUCUCUUUUUUGUUGAGAUUAAUGCAGUUGGUCUGCGUAAGAUACUGAAGAAGUUUGAUAAACGAUUUGGCUAUAGAUUCACUGAUUACUAUGUCAAAACUCGUGCUAAUCAUCCUUAUUCGCAGCUGCAGCAAGUGUUCAAGCACGUGGGGUUGGGGGCGGUUGUGGGAGCUAUAUCUCGCAAUCUUGCAGAUCUUCAGGAUUGUCAGGGAAGCUACUUAUCUAUUUAUGACCAACCUGCUAUCGCCUUACAGGAUCCUGUUGUUGAUUCAAUUAAAGCAGCCGUCGACAGAUUAACCUACUCAACAAACUUCCUUCACUUUUUGGGACAACAUGCACUUAUAAUGCAAGAAGAGGAGUUGCCUACCCCAUCUGAGGAACGUUCUGAUGAUGAGAGAUACCAUUUUAUGUCGCUUAUCUUGAACUUGGCAAACACAUUUCUCUAUAUGGUCAACACAUACAUUGUUGUUCCAACAGCCGACGACUAUUCUCUGAGCCUUGGUGCUGCAGCAACUGUUUGUGGGAUUGUGAUUGGUGCGAUGGCUGUUGCACAGGUCUUUUCUUCAGUGUAUUUCAGCGCUUGGUCAAAUAAAUCAUACUUCAAACCUCUAAUAUUUAGCAGUAUAGUUCUGUUUGCGGGAAAUAUCAUGUACGCAUUGGCUUAUGAUCUUAAUUCAAUUGCGGUUCUUCUACUUGGUCGUCUAUUUUGUGGUUUGGGUUCUGCCAGAGCUGUUAACCGGCGUUAUAUCAGUGACUGUGUACCGCUCAAAAUCCGCUUGCAGGCUUCAGCUGGUUUUGUUAGUGCCAGUGCUCUUGGAAUGGCUUGUGGCCCUGCACUUGCUGGCUUGCUUCAAACAAAUUUUAAAAUUUACAAGAUCACAUUUAACCAAGACACUUUGCCUGGCUGGGUUAUGGCUGUAGCAUGGCUUUUGUAUUUACUUUGGUUGUGGAUCUCAUUUAAAGAACCUCUGCGUGAGACUGAAAGGCAACAUGUACCUCAAGGACCAAAUGCUGAUCAAGAGAAGAAUGAUGUACUUGAAGAAGGUCUUGCACAGCCAUUACUCUUAGGUUCCAAAGACAACCAACAAGAUGAAGAUGGUGACCAAGAAUGUGAUGUAAGUGAAGAAGCUCCUGAGGAGUCUCGUGGACCAGCCACUUCUAUAGGAUCGGCAUACAGAUUACUCACACCAUCUGUGAAGGUUCAAUUGCUGAUUUAUUUCAUGCUAAAAUAUGCAAUGGAGGUAUUACUCUCAGAAUCUAGCGUCAUCACCACAUACUACUUUCAUUGGUCCACGAGCAAAGUGGCACUUUUUCUUGCAUGUCUUGGCCUAACAGUUCUUCCAGUAAACAUUGUUGUUGGAAGCUAUAUCAGCAACAUGUUUGAAGACAGGCAAAUUUUAUUAGCAUCUGAAAUUAUGGUUUGCAUCGGCAUACUACUGAGCUUCCAUAUAGUAAUUCCGUAUUCUGUGCCACAAUAUGUCUGCUCAGGACUCAUAAUGUUUGUCUUCGCCGAAGUACUAGAGGGUGUCAACUUGUCUCUCCUCUCUCGGGUCAUGUCAUCUAGGCUAUCCCGUGGAACCUACAAUGGUGGAUUGCUUUCAACUGAAGCUGGAACAAUUGCUCGAGUGAUUGCAGAUGGCACGAUAACAUUGGCUGGGUACUUGGGCAACAGUAGGCUCUUGAAUGCCACCUUACUCCCUUCGCUCUUGAUUUGCAUAACCUCUAUUAUUGCCACCUGCUGUACCUACAACUCGCUUUACUAGUUCAGUCUCUUGGAUUAAAAAUUAUCAUUAGGUCCCAAUUUAUAAACCAUUGCCAAUUCUCUCUAGUUAGGUUAAAAAAUGUUUGUGUUUGGUCUAUAUGUCAUUCAAUUCUUUGCCUUUCAUGUAUCAAUCAAUAAUGCUGUGUAAUUAUGAAAAUAAUCCAUUGAUUUUCUCCCUGGAGUCAGAUUCUAAUAAA
Messenger RNA from Camellia sinensis, 2733 nucleotides. NCBI's taxonomy places the organism in Eukaryota, Viridiplantae, Streptophyta, Magnoliopsida, Ericales, Theaceae. The record is from RefSeq and is a predicted model, not a curated record.